Mycena indigotica is the source of this 918-nucleotide messenger RNA. RefSeq lists its product as uncharacterized. Lineage: Eukaryota; Fungi; Basidiomycota; Agaricomycetes; Agaricales; Mycenaceae. The record is from RefSeq and is a predicted model, not a curated record. The transcript has 6 exons. The coding region runs from base 1 to 918 and encodes 305 amino acids.
AUGAAUCGACGCGCUUCCGACACGCGAUGUACCGCAUUGUGCAGUAAGUACUGCGCUGCAUUCCAGAUGCCGACCGAGUACGACCAUGUCCGGGACAUGCAAGAGGACAACGCGGAGCGGGAUGACAUUCUCCGCCGGCGAGCCACGUGGAUGGACACACUCGACACAGCUGGGCUGAAGUCUUUUGCGGCGGGGGUCGUAUUUCUUCGCAAUGAGGCAUUGGACCUUGUUCAAAAGGCCGAGUUGUUCGACGGCGAGGACGACGUGGAACACAGAGGGCGGAACGACACUCUCGCAUCGACUGGCCCCUUGGUAAUCGCAACCGGGGACGGCGAGGAGAUCGUCGACCGCCUCGGAGUCACGCUGUGGGACGGGAAUGACGCUAUCCCGCUGCUUGGCGAGUUCUUCGACGGCCCAUUGAGGACAGUGGGCACUACGAGAGGCCUAGAUGCGCCGCCGCGCACAAGCGACGCAUUUAACGGCGUGUUACUCAAUUUUGAGGACGAAGAAACCGUCAAAUGCCCUGAAUGCGAACAUCAAACAGCGAAACUAUGGCUAUCUGAAGAUUGGCCAGCCAUUGACCUCCCCCUCCGAACGUACAUGCCCGGCCGGCUGAGCGAAAACAUCACCGAGAUGGAGUGGCUCGGCGACAUCACGGCCCUGCCGUCCUUCUCCGCCGCGCGCGUCCUCGCGAGCAUAGCCGCUCCCACAAAAAUGUGCACCGGAUGCCUCGAGACGUUCAUCAAGGAGAACGCCGUGCCUUGGCUGCUCCGCGAGAAGUGCACCGACGCGAGCAGAUGGACGCCUCCACCGGAUUGUCCCGAUGGUUGGGAUUGCGAGGAGCAGACGGAGGUGACGCUGCAUGCGCUGGAAUAUAAUCAUCUGUGCAAGCCGACGAGAACACUUCCGGACUCAUAA